UGGCUCGGCAGUCCCUCAGAUACGACGGUCAGUGAAAUAAAUGUGCAACAUGUACUUCUCGAGCUUAAGGCUGAUGGCAGUUUUGCUUGGCUAUUUAGUAGCGCAAGUUAAAACAUAUCCUAUACAAGGAUGGCCGAUAUAUCCCCAAACGGCUAGAGAAUAUCCCGACGAUGAUUACUACUACGCCCCAAAAAUACAGUAUUACUAUGAUGCCCCGGCAAUGAGCAUGCCUGAAGUUUACGGGCAAAUUCAGUACCCUUAUUUCUAUGAUCCCUAUGGCCAUUUUGCGUCGAAUGAGGCGCCAAAAAGGCAAGAGGAAAGACUAGCCGCAUUGCCUAUCGGACAAGAAACGUGGUUUGAGAACGACAACGCGGGCCGAUGGCGAUCCAACGACGUCGAUGACGUCAGUGCGGCCUUUUUAGAUAAUUUGAUCCUUACCCAAAUGGCUCAGGACGCGCAGAGGCGACGCGAGAAUGCCCGCGCAGCGUUCCCGCCUGUUGAUUACGAUGAGGAGCGGGACACCGAGGACGAAGAUGUCCGAGAAUUGAAGGCCUUAGCCGGCAAGCCCUUAUACCACGUACCGAAAACGGUUCCUAGGAUCGAUGACGAGGACUACCCCGCCGACGACGGCUUCAUCAACUGGAACGGCAACAAGCGCAGCGUCACCACCGCAGCGCCUGCAGCCAGCACGGCCGCACCUGAACUGGGCCAGAAAGAAAAGGUCCUACCGCGACCAACUCAAAAUUCCCAUCAACAUCAUCGCGCAGACAACAAAAGAGACCCAUCAUUCUACAAAACCAUCGCCAAAUUACUUUCGAAGAACUCCGAAACUUCAGAGACUCAGGAAUCACCGAAAGCGAGGAGGAUCGAUAAACGCUUCGUGGCCGGAGACAGCGACCUCGUGCUCGAGCUGCGGGGGCUGAAGCAUCGCAUCGCGACUUAAACUGAUGCUAAUGACUACCGCCAACUACCUAUGAGACUGAGUAUUAUAUAGACUAAAUAGAUAUCGACAACGGCGACCUCAAACGAAAUAGUCGCUACAUCAAUUAAAAUUCCAAAAAAAUUAGAGCUCUACGUCUAUCGCAAAUAAUCUCCACAUUCCGUCGCCCGCGUACGAGACCUUUGCCACGUGUUUUACUCAAAGCUGUAGCAGUACGUCGGGGUCUUUUUCGAUUCUUUAUAAUAACUUCAAUGACAUAGAACUAGAAUUAAAUUGUGGAACCGCGUCGAGGUGACGAGUAGGGGUGAAAAUGAUCGUACAAAAAGUGACUAUAAUCUCCAUGAAAAGAGUUGUUGAUUGUAUAUGCAUGAUAGUUUUAUAUUAGGUAUUUUAAUCGAUAAAGAUUAUGAACAAGAAAGUUGUUCCCUUCGAUUGGCAGCUAUUAUAUCGCACGAGGUAAUGUGCAACUGUAAAUAUUGUAGAAUUGAUUGUCUAAGACGUAAUUAUUUAGAUAGAAAUUAAUUAAUCAAAAUUGUGGAAAUACCAUCAAUAUUUCACUUUUACAAAAACGUCUCGGGUUUCUCAUCACUUUUAUACUUAGUUAAGUUUUGUUUUAAC
Molecule: messenger RNA, 1558 nt
Organism: Ostrinia nubilalis (European corn borer)
Lineage: Eukaryota; Metazoa; Arthropoda; Insecta; Lepidoptera; Crambidae
Exons: 3
Coding region: 41-943 (300 amino acids)
Source: RefSeq, a predicted model, not a curated record